CGCUGAGGAGAAGCACGAAACGGACCCGUUGGCUUUCCCCCCUCCCUUUCCCCGCCCUGAACCCCCCUCCUGGCUCGCCGGGAAUUAGUCCCCGUGGAGUUUCGCCUCCACCUCGCUGCGGUUUCCUCGGCCCGGUGGAAGUCACUGCCCUCGAGGAGGAGGCAGCAGCGGCAGCCGCCCUCGCCUCGCCGCCCCCGGUUCGGUGCCCGCGGUCCCGGAGAGGAGGUGCCGCCGCCACCGCCGCUCCCCCCCUCCCGCUGCCCUCGGGCCGGGCUGGGUCGAGCUGCGAUGCCCUCGGACUUCAUCUCAUUGCUCAGCGCGGACCUAGACCUGGAAUCGCCCAAGUCCCUGUACUCGCGAGAUUCUCUGAAGUUACACCCAUCACAGAAUUUUCAUAGAGCUGGACUAUUGGAAGAAUCUGUCUAUGAUCUUCUCCCAAAGGAGUUACAGUUACCUCCAUCGAGAGAAACAUCUGUAGCAUCAAUGAGUCAGACAAGUGGUGGUGAGGCAGGCUCGCCUCCUCCAGCUGUAGUUGCUGCUGAUGCUUCUUCAGCUCCCUCCUCUUCCUCCAUGGGCGGUGCUUGCAGCUCCUUUACCACCUCUUCCAGCCCUACCAUUUAUUCUACCUCAGUCACCGACAGCAAGGCUAUGCAAGUGGAGAGCUGCUCCUCAGCCUUGGGGGUAAGUAACAGAGGGGUAAGUGAAAAGCAGUUAACCAGUAACACAGUUCAGCAGCAUCCAUCAACACCGAAGAGGCACACAGUCUUGUACAUCUCACCACCACCUGAGGACUUGCUGGAUAACAGUCGGAUGUCCUGCCAGGAUGAGGGGUGUGGAUUGGAAUCAGAGCAGAGCUGCAGUAUGUGGAUGGAGGAUUCCCCCUCCAACUUCAGUAACAUGAGCACCAGUUCCUACAAUGAUAACACUGAGGUACCUCGUAAAUCACGAAAACGAAAUCCAAAGCAGAGGCCGGGGGUCAAACGACGAGAUUGUGAAGAAUCUAAUAUGGAUAUAUUUGAUGCCGACAGUGCCAAAGCACCUCACUAUGUGCUUUCUCAGCUUACCACGGACAACAAAGGCAACUCAAAAGCAGGAAAUGGAACAUUGGAAAACCAAAAAGGCAGUGGAGUAAAGAAGAGCCCUAUGUUGUGUGGACAGUAUCCUGUUAAAAGUGAGGGAAAGGAGCUGAAGAUAGUUGUACAGCCUGAGACCCAGCACCGAGCUCGGUACCUGACGGAGGGUAGCCGUGGCUCAGUAAAGGAUAGAACACAGCAAGGCUUUCCUACAGUAAAGCUGGAGGGCCAUAAUGAGCCAGUAGUGUUGCAAGUGUUUGUGGGCAAUGACUCUGGUCGAGUGAAACCACAUGGAUUUUAUCAGGCCUGCAGGGUAACUGGGCGAAAUACAACUCCCUGUAAAGAGGUGGACAUUGAAGGCACUACUGUUAUAGAAGUUGGCCUUGAUCCAAGCAACAACAUGACAUUGGCGGUGGACUGCGUAGGGAUAUUGAAAUUGAGGAAUGCUGAUGUUGAAGCCAGAAUAGGAAUUGCUGGUUCCAAGAAAAAAAGCACUCGUGCAAGAUUGGUUUUUAGAGUUAAUAUCACAAGGAAAGAUGGCUCCACUUUGACACUGCAAACACCCUCCUCUCCGAUUUUAUGUACUCAGCCAGCAGGAGUGCCAGAAAUCUUAAAGAAAAGCUUGCAUAGCUGUUCAGUGAAAGGAGAGGAAGAAGUAUUUUUAAUCGGCAAGAACUUUCUGAAAGGAACUAAAGUUAUUUUCCAAGAAAAUAUUUCUGAUGAAAACUCUUGGAAGUCAGAAGCUGAAAUUGACAUGGAAUUAUUUCAUCAGAAUCAUCUUAUUGUGAAGGUUCCCCCAUAUCAUGACCAACAUAUAACUUUGCCAGUAUCCGUGGGAAUAUAUGUAGUGACCAAUGCUGGAAGAUCUCAUGAUGUUCAGCCAUUCACUUACACUCCAGACCCAGCAGCAGCUGGUGCUUUGAAUGUCAAUGUGAAGAAAGAAAUAUCUAGUCCUUCAAGACCUUGCUCUUUUGAAGAGGCCAUGAAAGCAAUGAAAACUACUGGUUGUAACUUAGAUAAGGUAAAUAUUCUUCCCAGUGCUCUGAUCACUCCACUCAUAUCAAGCAGUAUGAUUAAGAGUGAAGAUGUUACUCCAAUGGAAGUAACAGAAAAAAGAUCUUCCCCUAUUUUUAAGACUACAAAGACAGUUGGAUCAACUCAACAAACAUUAGAAAAUAUCUCUAACAUAGCAGGAAAUGGGUCUUUUUCAUCAUCAUCAUCUUCCCACUUACCUUCUGAAAAUGAAAAGCAGCAGCAGAUUCAGCCCAAGACCUACAACCCAGACACCCUGACAACUAUCCAGACACAAGACAUUUCACAGCCUGGUACCUUUCCAGCAGUUUCUGCUUCCAGUCAGCUGCCCAACAGUGAUGCACUACUGCAGCCGGCUACACCAUUUCAGACAAGAGACACUCAGUCCAGAGAAGUAUUACAAUCUGAUGGCACAGUGGUUAAUUUGUCACACCUGACUGAGUCAUCCCAGCAACAGCAGCAGUCACCACUACAAGAACAAGCACAGACUUUACAGCAGCAGAUGUCAUCAAAUAUUUUCCCAUCCCCAAACAGCGUGAGUCAGCUACAGAAUACGAUUCAGCAUUUGCAAGCCGGAAGUUUUACGGGCAGUACUGCUAGUGGCAGCAGUGGAAAUGUUGACUUGGUCCAGCAAGUUUUAGAGGCACAACAACAGUUAUCUUCAGUUUUGUUUUCUGCUCCAGAUGGUAAUGAGAAUGUUCAAGAACAGCUUAGCGCAGACAUUUUUCAACAAGUCAGUCAAAUUCAAAACAGCGUAAGCCCUGGAAUGUUCUCCUCAACAGAGCCAACAGUCCAUACUAGACCAGAUAAUUUAAUAGCUGGAAGAGCCGAAAGUGUUCACCCACAGAGCGAAAACACAUUAUCCAAUCAGCAACAGCAACAACAGCAGCAGCAAGUGAUGGAAUCAUCGGCUGCAAUGGUGAUGGAGAUGCAACAGAGUAUCUGUCAGGCAGCUGCCCAGAUUCAGUCGGAGUUAUUUCCUUCACCGGCUUCAGCAAAUGGAAACCUUCAGCAAUCUCCAGUUUACCAGCAGACCUCUCACAUGAUGAGCGCAUUAUCUACCAACGAAGACAUGCAAAUGCAGUGCGAAUUGUUCUCUUCUCCCCCUGCAGUUUCUGGAAAUGAAACUACUACAACCACCACGCAGCAGGUUGCCACCCCUGGCACUACCAUGUUUCAGACAUCAAGUUCAGGAGAUGGAGAAGAGACUGGAGCACAAGCCAAGCAGAUUCAGAACAGUGUCUUUCAGACCAUGGUCCAAAUGCAACAUAGUGGGGACAGUCAACCUCAAGUAAACCUUUUCUCAUCUACGAAAAGUAUGAUGGGUGUUCAGAAUAAUGGUACUCAGCAACAAGGUAAUGGUUUAUUCCAACAAAGUAAUGAGAUGAUGUCCCUCCAAUCUGGGAAUUUUUUGCAGCAGUCUUCUCAUUCACAGGCUCCACUUUUUCAUCCCCAAAAUCCUAUUGCUGAUGCUCAGAACCUUUCCCAGGAAACUCAAGGUUCUAUUUUUCAUAGCCCAAGUCCUAUUGUUCACAGUCAGACUUCUACAGCGUCCUCGGAACAAAUGCAGCCUCCGAUGUUUCACUCGCAAAGUACCAUGGCUGUGCUACAGGGCUCUUCUGUUCCUCAAGACCAGCAGUCAGCCAACAUAUUUCUUUCCCAGAGUCCAAUGAAUAAUCUUCAAAGUAACACCGUAGCCCAAGAAGAACAGAUUUCAUUUUUUGCAGCUCAGAACUCAAUUUCUCCACUUCAGUCCACAUCUAACACUGAGCAGCAAGCUGCUUUUCAACAGCAGGCUCCAAUAUCACACAUCCAGACCCCUAUGCUUUCCCAGGAACAGGCCCAACCCUCCCAGCAAGGUAUAUUUCAGCCUCAGGUGUCCCUGGGCUCCCUUCCUCCAAAUCCAAUGCCUCAAAACCAACAAGGAACAAUUUUCCAGUCACAGCACUCAAUGGUUGCUAUCCAGAGUAACUCUCCAUCCCAGGAACAGCAGCAGCAGCAACAGCAGCAGCAGCAGCAGCAGCAGCAACAACAACAGCAGAGCAUUUUAUUCAGCAAUCAGAACACCAUGGCUACAAUGGCAUCUCAGAAGCAGCCACCGCCAAACAUGAUAUUCAACCCAAGUCCAAACGCGCUGGCUAACCAGGAGCAACAGAAUCAGUCCAUCUUUCACCAACAAAAUAAUAUGGCCCCCAUGAACCAAGAGCAGCAGCCCAUGCAAUUUCAGAACCAGCCUACAGUUUCCUCUCUUCAGAACCCAGGUCCUACCCAGUCUGAGUCGCCACAGACUUCCUUGUUCCAUAGCUCUCCUCAGAUUCAGUUAGUCCAAGGGUCACCCAGUUCUCAAGAGCAGCAAGUAACACUGUUCCUCUCUCCAGCAUCCAUGUCUGCUUUGCAGACCAGUAUGAACCAACAAGACAUGCAGCAGUCUCCUCUUUAUUCCCCUCAGAACAACAUGCCUGGAAUCCAAGGAGCCACAUCUUCACCUCAACCACAGGCUACUUUAUUUCACAACACUACUGGAGGUACAAUGAACCAACUACAGAAUUCUCCUGGCUCAUCUCAACAGACUUCAGGAAUGUUCUUAUUUGGCAUUCAAAAUAACUGUAGUCAGCUUUUAACUUCUGGACCAGCUACAUUGCCAGAUCAGUUGAUGGCCAUAAGUCAGCCAGGCCAACCACAGAAUGAGGGCCAGCCACCUGUGACAACACUUCUUUCUCAGCAAAUGCCAGAGAGUUCUUCACUAACGUCCUCUAUAAACACCAACCAGAACAUUGAAAAGAUUGAUUUGCUUGUUUCAUUGCAAAACCAAGGGAACAACUUGACUGGCACCUUUUAACUGGAUAAAAAUUCCAUGAAGAAAAUUCUGAUUCCAAGAUGUCCUGAGAUCAUGUGAUUCCAUGAGGAUUUUUGAACUGUUACUUUAAAAACAAAACAAAGUAUGAAAAACUGUGAUUGAGUAAAUGGAUAGAUUUUACUCUUACUGCAAAGAAGCACACCUGUGCUGCCUGUUGCAGUGAUUAGCCACCGUUGUUAACAUCUUAAUAUUUUAUAUUCCUAAUAACAGUGAUGACUGAGAAUCUAUUUGAGUUUCCAGCUGACAGAAUUAAUUGUUGCUAUUUUCCUAGGCGCUAUUUCUUUGAAAGUAUAGUUCAAAUUCAAAAGCUGGACUGCUCAGUUAUUAUUGCUAUUAGAAAAUAGUUCAUAUUGUCAUGUUUACUUUUGUUCUUCAUUCAUAUUUUCUUACCUGCAUUGUUUUAGUCAAGUAAUGGCUUUUGAAAAAGGAAAGUUCAAAUAGUAACUAAAAGUAAGGCUGUGGUUUUCCAAUAUAAAAAGCACAGCUAUUGGCCAAAAUGAAGGAAUCUUUUUUCAGUUUUAUGGAGAAACUGAAGGGGUAACAUUCUGACAAGUUAACUGUAGUAAGAGCUCUACACAGAUAAGAGGCCUCUUUAUUACAAAGGCAGACAACACACAAUCUAGGAACAGCUGAAAUGCUACUGAUUUUAUUUUCCAGAGAGUUGUUCAUUCUCUGUGUUUCUAUUAAGGGUUUUAGCCAUACCUGAGUAGAGAAGAAUAAUUAUCUUGCUCUAUCAAAAAAAUGAAGGGGUUAAUACAUGGUAAAUUGUGUUCUGAUAUCCUCCUAUAGCAGUUAAAACUGACAGAGCAACUUCAGUCUGUUUUCUUCUUAUCCCCUUCUUGGACCGGUGUUCCCUUUUUAUGUUCAUUUUUAUUAUUCUCCCCCUCUUCUUCACUUUAUUUUAGACAAUUAGUAAUAUACUACGAGCUUUGUGACCCUGUAGCAACUUAAAGGGAAAGGCCGCUUUGGUCUGGGGUAACCCAGCAACUCCUGCAGCACAGGCAGGGUGGGGGGCCACUCUUUUAGGAGUGAGGGGAGCUGGUUCCUGAGAAACAAGAAACAAUGCAUUUUUUUCCCCAUGAACGGUGCUGUCCUGAAGUCUUCAAAUUUUUCCCUCUAAUAGGAAACAGUGUACAUUUUAAUUAAAAAAAAAAAAAGCAAACUAAAAUUUCUUGAAACAUCACUUCUCCCUAAACUGCAGUGAGUGUAAUUCACUUGUCACCUCAGUGCUUUACAGUUUGAAGUGGUCACUUAUCUGAUGGUUCCCACAAGCCUUAGGCUUUACAGGGUCAUAUCAUUGACGUAAAAUGAAGAAUUAACUUGUGUUACGUCUCUAGAGAGCAAAAUUACACACUCCAGAAUUUGCAGUUGCAGUUGUAGCAUUAGUUACACAGUUUUGGGUGUUCUUGCCACCCACGGGAUGCCUGCUUCUCACGACAACCUGUCGUUUGGGCACGUGCUUACGUCUCGUUUUCCUUUUGGCAUGUAGAAAGCUGUUUAUACAGUUUAAGGCCAAAUUGUGUGUGGCUUCUAUAUGUAGAUAAGAUGUUUUGGUAUUCAUGUCUGUUUCAUUUAUUUUUAUUAAGUGUACAAAAAAAAUAGCCUGUUAAUUAUUUGUUGAAGGCUACUUUUCUGUUGUGUUUUUUUUUUUUUAAUUUGUUUUCUAUCCUAUACAUUUAGUUGAACUUUGUGGAAUUGUGGUGUUGGUUUUGUUUAUAUAGCCAGAUUUUUUUCCCCCUUUUUGUGGUCCUCCUUAGUUCUUUGAAUGUGCUCUUCUCCUAAUUUGUUUUUUCUCUUUGUUCUUAUAUAUUCUUCCCUCCACCCUGACCCUUUCUUUCUUUCUCUCUCUGAUUGAGAGGCAUUGAAUUACGUUUUCAGUAGUACAGGCUUCUUGCCGAUAUGAAGGGAACUUUUCAGAAAGAGACCUACUCUGGGUCAUUUACUUUUGAAUACAGUUUUCAAUCGUUCAAGUUUUGGAUGGUUUAUAUCUAAUGUGUGUUUCAUUUUUUUGGAAAGCUAUAUUUUGUAUUUAGGAAAUGGUAUACUAUUUUGCUAUUUGUACUGAGUGAGUACAUUGGCAUAAAUAUAGAAAUUUAUAUAUAUACAUAUAUAUAAACUAUUCUUUUUUUGCCACACAUUUUUGUGGUAAAUUUGUGAGUUUGUCUGAUGUUCUACCACAACGUGGCGUCUGAUAACAGUGAGGGGGGGGUUUGUUAUGUCUUUAUUGAGUAUUUAAGUAUCUUUUGAAACAAAUGACCUGUUCAUCUGUGGCCAUUCCAUCAGGCAGUUCCUUGAUGUUAUUAGUGGGCUAAAGGCAGCUUACUGUGUGUUUGCUGGAUCUUUCACUCAGCAAAAUGUUAGAGUAAGGAAACCCAUCAGGCAAUUGUGUCAGAUGGUGUUUCAUGAGAAUGAGCCAUUCAGUCUUUGCUCACUAUAUAUUUAAUAUUUUAUUGUUGUUAUUGUUAUUAUUAAUUGGCUUUCUGUAUUCUAUGCCUUUUAUUUAUAAUAACACUAAAAAAAACCACAAACCAUGUUUGUAAUUUUAAUAACGUUUUCCCCAUCUUGUAAUAUCCAGAGCUACUUUAUAGAUUCUCUGAACCAAAAGCAUUUUCCUCAAUAGAUCAUCUCUCCCCACCGCAUCAGGGAAAAUUACCCAAUAUAGUUCAGGUUAUGAGAAGGACCAGCCACACAAUCCAGUGCUUCAGUUUUAACAUGUAAAACUCUAACUGCAGAGGUAUAAAGAGGUAUAAAGAGCUUACCCAGCAGGUAUAAAAAUAAGAAGUAGAAAUAAAAUACUGUAAGUUUAUUUCUGAGUUUUCUGACUUUUUUUCUAAGAGAUUACACAGGAGACUCAGGAAGUCUAUUUGCUCACCAAGUUUCAACUAGAAUGUUUCUUAGCACUGCUCUGUGGAUGAAGUGGUGGCAAGAAGACUGGCUUGUGUGCUGACUUCUGUUCUGUUGUUUCGCAAGAGGCUUAUCAUCGUAAAAUGCUGAUCGCCAAUGCCAAGUUACCAGGGACCAAUUUUCUGUUUUAUAGUAUCUAAGUUUAGAACAGAACAUACACCUGAACUGUAGUGGCUUGAUUGGAUGGAGGCAGAAAACCCAAAUUUUAUUUUCAUAAAUUUUGUGGUUAUUUAUACAAGGGCUGUGCUAUGCUACCACAUUCUUAUUCAAUAAUGAUGGAUAUUUUUUUUAACAUCGUUAAAUGUUCCCUACCCCUAAAGGUCACUGUUAAGUACAGCAUUCUGACUAUUUGGUUACAAAAGACAUUUGUCUUCUUACUGAAGAGUUAGCUCAGUGGUCAGUGGUUGAUACGUGUGCUAAUAAUACAAUUUCCAGAUUAAUGUUACAAAUAAUAGCGAUCUAUGAGAGAGACUCCAUGAGCCAGCAAAGGCCUUGGAAGCAACAAUUUAUUAAAUUUAUUUAUGGCAGAAGGACCUAAAUAAACUCUGAACCUUUUUUUAGUCCUUUAUAUUGUUAUAUUCAGUUGCUCUUGCUUUUAGCAAAUCACCUUAAUGCUUGGAGCUUAUCUUUCUGUGUGUGUGUGUAUGUGUGUGUUAUUCCUUAUUGUCAUUCCAUGAUAUAUCCACACCAACAGGGGAGAAGACAACUAGAAAUCAUAUUUGCCUCAGAGCUUUAUCAUGUUACCUUUGUAAUUAGAGCAACCAAUGCAAAUCAGUUUUUGCCAGACUCUCUGGAACAGGUUUUUAAAGGGCUUUAUUUAUUAUAAAAAGCAGAAUUAAUGAGGGACACCCCCCCCUUUCUUCCUUUCUUUUUGUGGUAAUUUUGUCUAUGCUGUAGUUGAGAAUUGCAUUAUAGUGCAUUUCUUAUCCAUCAGAACCUCAGUUAAUCUGCCUAGGAAAAAUAAUGUCAAAGCAAAUGAAAAAAGUUCUGAGUCCCCCUAGAACUAAAGUAAUAAUUCUUUUUGGCCAUCUAAACUGUUUUGGACACUUGUUUUAGAGGAGUGAAAUCUGUUUAGACAGAUCAAUAAUUAAAGACCAGAAUUAAAUGCUUUAAUAAUCAAAGUCUCAAAUUAAACGUGACUUAUGAAUCCUCACUAGGAGUAAUUUGAGAAUUAUUCAUCAUUCUGAUGAAAAUUUCUGUUCUAAGAUUUAUUAAUUUUUUUUCUAAUUAAUUGAAAACUUGAUGAGGUCUGUUAGCUUUAGUUUCAAAAAGUUUCAAAAAACUUUUUUGACAAAAAAGUUAUGACCACAGGCUUCAUCCCUAACCUGUACAGCCAUGUUCUGUCUGCACACCUUAUUUGGAGGGACUCCAUGAAGACAAAGACUGUAUAGUUCAGCAGCUCUAUUAGGAAAAAAACUCAGAGCACAUUCCCUACUAAGUUAGGUAUAUCCAUAUUAAAAAGAGGUUUUCUCCUCCGCUUAUUUGUGUCACUAGAGCUAAAUCGUGGACAUAAUGUUCACAAUGCAGUAAAUAUCAGAGUAAUUCCUAUAGCAUCAUUUGUGAAUUGCCUCAGUACUCUAAUUAAUUCUUUAAUUCCCAUUUAUUUUCAUGCCAUUCUAGCCUCAUUCAUUAAUAAAAUUCUAUUUUUACUCCACUAUCUCUCUCAGAAAAAAAUUUUUAAUUAAUAUUUUAUAUCUAGACUAAAUGCAUAUGGAAAAGUGCCUUUCUACCAUAAUAGUGCCCCUUUCUUGUAAUUUCAUUUUUCACUAUUGCCAAAAACAAAUAAAUUAUUUCAGUAGGCCCCAUCUUUCAAUUAUUUCAUUUAGCAUUCUUUUCUCCAUUUUU
This is a messenger RNA of Prionailurus viverrinus (fishing cat), 9711 nucleotides long. It is a transcript of the gene NFAT5, whose product is annotated as nuclear factor of activated T cells 5. Gene Ontology annotation, cellular component: transcription regulator complex. Bases 289 to 4944 code for a protein of 1551 amino acids. Gene Ontology annotation, biological process: calcineurin-NFAT signaling cascade; regulation of transcription by RNA polymerase II; cytokine production. NCBI's taxonomy places the organism in Eukaryota, Metazoa, Chordata, Mammalia, Carnivora, Felidae. Gene Ontology annotation, molecular function: DNA-binding transcription factor activity, RNA polymerase II-specific; RNA polymerase II cis-regulatory region sequence-specific DNA binding; transcription factor binding. The transcript has 15 exons. The record is from RefSeq and is a predicted model, not a curated record.